Alternaria ethzedia is the source of this 1830-nucleotide messenger RNA. RefSeq lists its product as uncharacterized. The coding region runs from base 1 to 1830 and encodes 609 amino acids. NCBI's taxonomy places the organism in Eukaryota, Fungi, Ascomycota, Dothideomycetes, Pleosporales, Pleosporaceae. Gene Ontology annotation, biological process: transmembrane transport. The record is from RefSeq and is a predicted model, not a curated record. Gene Ontology annotation, cellular component: membrane. The transcript is spliced from 5 exons. Gene Ontology annotation, molecular function: transmembrane transporter activity.
AUGGAUGUCAAGCAGCCGGAGCGCAGCCCUGCGCACCUCAGCGACGAGGAGAAGAUACCCGUCGAGCACCCCGAAAAUGCGCGCGCUAAAGUCGAAAUCCCCAUCUAUAACGACGUAGAACGCGUCGACCAAACCGACUUGUCUUUCGCUGCAAUUCUUAAAGGCACAGCCGCAAACCCGCUCAACACCUUUGAGAAGAAGGCCGCCCUCAUCAAUGUCGAGCUCGAUAAAUUUGGAAUGGGCAGAUACCAGAUAUGCAUCUGGUUCCUCUGUGGCUUUGGAUACUUCCUUGAUCUCGCCUGGUCACAAGGUGUUGGUUUAAUUGCUUCUGCCAUCUACCAAGAGAUGGGAGUUUCGGACGAACACACUGGAGAUAUAUUUGCGAUCGCUAACGCAGGACUUGCUGUCGGUGCGCUCGGCUUUGGUCUUGCUGUGGAUAUCAUCGGACGCAAAUGGGCUUUCAACUUGACUUGUCUCAUUACCUCCGUAUUCGGACUCUUGCUGGCCGCACCCAAGUACAACUACCCUGCGAUAUGCGCCAUCUACUUCCUCGCGUCAUUGGGCCUCGGAGGUAACAUACCUAUCGAUGCGACCAUCGCGCUUGAGUUUCUACCUCAUAACCGCCGCUUCCUUGUCGCGCUUCUUUCCAUGUGGCAGCCCAUUGGUGUCGCCAUUGCCUCUUGCAUUGCCUACGGCACCACCGGCCAAGCUAAAUGGCGCUGCGAUCCCGAAGCGCCGGCUUGUCCAGACGUCGAGCCUGGAGUUGCUUGCUGUACCGUUGACAGUAACAUGGGAUGGCGUUACACUGUCAUAGUGCUUGGCUGUAUGACCUUGGCCGUCUUUUUCCUUCGGUACUUCGUCUUCACUUUCCAUGAGUCCCCGAAGUUCCUGCUUGCGCGAGGAAAAGAGCAGGAGGCCCUUGACGUCCUUCACAGGAUUGCGAAAUUCAACAAGCAGCCAGCCCCAACGUUGACUAUGGAGAUGUUUGCCGCCAUAGAUGAGGUAUCGUCCAAUGCCACGUCAAGCGCACGACUUUCCACUGAAGUACCUCGAACUACUCAGGCUACCCAGGCUACCCCCGAGAAAGGCAAUGGGCUUCAGCGCCUUAAGGGCAUUUUCACCAAAAAGCCGAAUGCCACAUCGAGCGCACGAAACUCCCCUCGAAGUACCAAGGAUACUACCAAGAAAGUCAUCAAAGGAUUCGGCAAGGAGCUUACGCGCCUCAAGGGCAUUUUCACCAACAAGCUGACCGCUUUCACUUUCGUCUUGCUUGCGCUGGCAUACAUGGGAGACUACUGGUCCUUUAACCUGGCGGGUACCUUCCUGCCGCUUAUCCUGCUACGCAACAACGUCGAUGAAGGCCGAGGAACUGUGAGCGACACCUAUGAGCAGUACCUGAUUAUCUAUUUCCCGGGUAUCAUAGGUGCCAUAUUGGCUCUUGCGUCCAUUCAGCUGCCUCUUGUGGGUCGAAAGUGGUCACUGGUCUUUUCUGCCCUUUGCCAGGGUAUCUCCAUGGCAAUGUAUACUCAGGUGUCUUCGACCGCUGCUUAUGUGGGGUUGAACGCAUUGGAGUACAUUAUGCAAACCUAUUUCAAUGCGGUCUUGUACGCGUCUGCGCCGGAGCUCUUCGACACUGUCUACCGUGGUAGUGUGAGUGGCAUGCUUUCUUGUCUCGGUCGCAUCGCAGGAAUUGUCGCACCCUUUGCGGGGGCUCAGCUCCUGGCCGAUCAGAGCUCUGGCAUCCUUUGGCUAGGUGCUGGUGGUAUUUGGCUAUCUGCACUAUUGAUGUGCUUCUUGCCUGUGGAGAUGAAGAACAGGCAGAUGUUCUAA